AUGGCAGCCGCUUCUGUCAACAGCCACUCUCAGGCUCAGUCUGAUUCUCCCAAGACAGAACAUGCAGCCACUUUAUCUAUCUCCUCUAAGCCAGAGGAGACAUCCAACAGUCUGGAUUCUUUCGACAACCCCCACGUCAAAGAUCUCCAGAGGAGCUUGCGCAAUGCUCUGAAGAAGCUGAACGCAACCGCGAAGGUCGAUGCUAUCAUCGCUGAGAACCCUGGUAAAUCUUUGGACGAGCUUGUUGCCGAUAAGAAGAUCAAUGUGGAUCAGAAGGCGCAGGCUUUGAAGAAACCUGCCCUCCAGGCUUCCAUCGCUCAGAUUGAGGAGCAGAUUGCUCAAUUCAAGAGUUUCGCCAGCCAUUACGAGGAGCGCCUGACUAGCCAGAAGACCGCCUUGGAGAAGACUCACAGGGAGGAAUUGGACGCGGUCCGGGAACAGGCUACCGCCGAGGCUGCCGAGGCCAGCAAGAAGGAUCUGAGACAGCGUCUGCUCAGCCUGACCAAGUUCCUUUGCGCCGCGGCCGCCAUGAGACGCUCUGGUGACGAAACUUCUGCCGAGAGCCGUGCGUUUGAAGGUGUCCUCUACCAAGUCUACGGGGGCUCUCAGGACGCCGUAAGCUCCAUGCUCAAGCUGAUCGACGGUGUGGAUGAGAAGAUCGCCAGUGUGGAGGGCGAGAUACUCGAAGUUACUUACGCCAAGGUGAAGCAGACAUCGGAGGAAUUUGCCCCUGCCACGGAAGAAGUGACCACUACUACGGAAGCACCCGCUGCUUCUACUGCCGCCUCCGAUCCUACUCUGGUCAACGCAGCUUAUACUGAACUCCAAGACGGCCCACUUGGCGCCAGUGGCGCAUCGACCAGCGAGGCAGUGGUCUCAGCUCAAACCGAUGUCCCUCCUCCCACUCAGACUCUCGUCUCCGAUGCGGCCAACCCCGUCGCCCAGUCGUCGUGGGAAUCCAAUGAACCCGAGUCCCUUGAAUCCUCCGCGAACGCUGAUGGCUGGGUGGAGGUUCCCCGCGACCCGGCAGAGACCGAAACCGGCUUGCAGGCUACUCCAGCCGCCGUUGAACCUGUACUGAAGAAUGAGUCUGCUGUCGCCGAGGUAUCUGGAAAGGGCGAGGAAACUGUGUCUGUACCCAAGACACAAAGCGGCGACGGGUUCGAACCUGUUGUCCAUCAUCAGAGGCAGCCUAGUGGUCGGGGUCGCGGUCGAGGUGGACGUGGUCGCGGUGAUGGUUUCCGCGGCCGUGGCCGUGGCGAUUUUAGAGGCCGUGGACGAGGACGCGGUGGCCGUGGUCGCGGUGGACCUAACGGUGCGCUAACUGCUGCAGCCCCUGCGGCCCAGUAA
Molecule: messenger RNA, 1350 nt
Organism: Aspergillus clavatus NRRL 1
Lineage: Eukaryota; Fungi; Ascomycota; Eurotiomycetes; Eurotiales; Aspergillaceae
Exons: 4
Coding region: 1-1350 (449 amino acids)
Source: RefSeq, a predicted model, not a curated record